Aspergillus wentii DTO 134E9 is the source of this 804-nucleotide messenger RNA. RefSeq names its product bZIP transcription factor. The record is from RefSeq and is a predicted model, not a curated record. The transcript has 2 exons. The coding region runs from base 1 to 804 and encodes 267 amino acids. Lineage: Eukaryota; Fungi; Ascomycota; Eurotiomycetes; Eurotiales; Aspergillaceae.
AUGUCGCAAGAGCGGAUCCAUCGGCUUGACGAGGAUUGGACCGCAGUCACAGAUCCUGCUCUCCGGAAGAAGCUGCAGAAUAAACUCAAUCAACGUGCUUUGCGAGCGAGAAAACGCCAUGAAAAACAAGCCCUGAUCUCGCAGGCCAAGAAGAGCCGGGCCGACCUGCCCCGUUCAUAUGCAUCGAUUCUUCCACGGCCAGACCCAGUCCAAGGGCCACGACGACCAACCACGCUCGCAGAGGCCGUGGCGAUGAUGACGCGCUUUCACACAGUAGCCUAUGAGAGAUACUACGCUGCAAAUCCAUGCCUGGACCAUUUAUUCACUUUAUCCAAAUUCAACGUUCUGCGGGCCUUUGUGGAUAACAUGGCCGCCCUGGGAUUAAGCAUCCAGGCCAUUGGAGAAGAAGACGCCAUCUCCCCAUUCAAUACUAAUAUCCCCACAAACAAACACAACCGAGAAAUCCUUCCAGCGAGUCUCUUGCCCACCACGACUCAAUGCUCAACCCCCCAUCAUCCCUGGCUAGAUUGUUUCCCGUUUCCGCGAAUGCGCGAUAAUCUCGUCAAUGCCAGUGAGUCAUUCGACGAUUGCGAGCUGUGUACGGAUAUCAUGGAUCCCGCCAGCGGUGAUGUCGGGAUCAUGGUAUGGGGUGACCCCUGGCUUCCGCAGAGCUGGGAAGUCUCUCAGCUGUUUGUUCAAAAGUGGUCGUGGGUCAUCAAGGGCUGUCCAGAAAUCUUGGUGCACAGUAACUAUUGGAGGGCCAGACGAGGCCUCAGGAAGCUUAAAGCGAGCUCUCUAUACUAA